Molecule: messenger RNA, 1892 nt
Organism: Aureobasidium subglaciale EXF-2481
Lineage: Eukaryota; Fungi; Ascomycota; Dothideomycetes; Dothideales; Saccotheciaceae
Exons: 4
Coding region: 230-1741 (503 amino acids)
Biological process (GO): 'de novo' AMP biosynthetic process
Cellular component (GO): cytosol
Molecular function (GO): (S)-2-(5-amino-1-(5-phospho-D-ribosyl)imidazole-4-carboxamido) succinate lyase (fumarate-forming) activity; N6-(1,2-dicarboxyethyl)AMP AMP-lyase (fumarate-forming) activity
Source: RefSeq, a predicted model, not a curated record
ACGCAUUGUGGGUAUAAAGAAGACUCACGCAGUCUGUUCAUGUUGCAAUUACCCCUCGUUUUGCUGCCACAAUCAGUGUCCUUCGUUACUUCCACAUUCCCCACCAAGCAGCAGACUUUCGAAAGUUUCCUUAUCGUUAUCGGACCCUUCCUCACCACUUACUCGCCCGCCGUGCAUCGGAACCAAUCACGUCGUUGGUUUUCAAUUUUCCUCUCUCCCUCUCUUCAGAAUGUCCAGCUUCAGUAUCCCAACACUCGCAUCACAAUACAAGAUGGCUUCUGAUCAAGCAUCACCCUAUGACACCUUCAGGCAUCCCCUGGAGCUGCGCUAUGCAAGCAAGGAGAUGAAGCAUCUCUUCUCUCCCCGCAUGCGCGUCAGCACCUGGAGACAGCUGUGGAUUUGGCUGGCCGAAUCCCAGAAGGAGUUGGGUCUUUCCAUCUCCGACGAGGCCAUCAACCAGAUGAAGGUCAACCAGAUUGUCCAGGAUGAUGAGUUUAAGGUUGCCGCAAAGGAGGAGGAGAGAAGAAGACACGAUGUCAUGGCUUGGGUCCACACAUACGGUCUCUGCGCUCCUGCCGCUGCUGGUAUUAUCCAUUGGGGUGCCACUUCAUGCUAUGUUACAGACAACGCCGAUCUGGUCUUGAUGCGUGACGGUCUUGACAUGCUCGUCAAGAAGAUGGCUACCGCCGUUGACAAGCUCUCCGCUUUUGCCGUGCAAUGGAAGGACCAGCCCUGCCUUGGUUUCACUCACCUUCAACCCGCUCAGCUGACCACCGUCGGAAAGAGAGCUUGUGUCUGGAUCCAGGAUCUCUUGAUGGAUCUCAAGGCCAUGCAGAGAGUUCGCGACGAGCUCUGCUUCCGUGGUGUCAAGGGUACUACAGGUACUCAGGCAUCUUUCCUUCAGAUCUUCGACGGCGACCACGACAAGGUCGAGAAGCUCGAUGAGCUCGUCACCGAGAAGGCUGGUUUCGCCGGCUGCUACCCCAUCGCCACACAGACCUACUCCCGUAAGGUCGAUCUCGAGGUCGCAAGUGCUGUCUGCAACUUUGGUGCUACUUGCCAGCGUAUUUCCACCGACAUCAGACAUCUUGCUUCCUGGAAGGAAAUUGAGGAGCCUUUCGAGAAGGACCAGAUCGGUUCUUCCGCCAUGGCCUACAAGCGCAACCCCAUGAGAUCCGAGCGUAUGACCUCUCUCGGUCGUCGUCUUGCGAACCUCCACGCUGACUUCAUCUCCACCUACGCCUCGCAAUGGAUGGAGCGUACCCUUGAUGACUCUGCUAUCCGCCGCAUUGACAUCCCCGAGAUGUACCUUUGCGCCGAUGCCCUGCUCAUUCUUAUGAACAACAUCUUCAGCGGUCUUGUUGUCUACCCCAAGCGCAUUGAGAACCGUAUCCUUGAGGAGCUUCCCUUCAUGGCCACUGAGAACAUCAUCAUGGCCCUCGUCAAGAAGGGUGUCUCCCGUCAGGACGCACACGAAGAGAUCCGUGUCCUCUCUCACCAAGCUUCUGCUUCCGUCAAGCUGGAGGGCAAGCACAACGACCUGAUCGAGCGUAUCCGCGCCACACCAUUCUUCGAGCCCAUCAUUGGAGAGCUUGAGGUCCUUAUGGACCCCUCGACGUUCGUCGGCCGUGCUCCUCAGCAGGUCGAGAAGUUCUGCGGUCCCCAGGGUGACGUUGAGAAGGCUCUCGCCAAGUACCGCGCUGAGGGUAUCGAGGAGAAGGUCGGUGACAUUAUCCUUUAGAUGUGUCUGUAUUUAUGAAAGGACUUGUUUUCACAUGCUAUGGGACGUCAGGAUGAUUGGGAGGUUUACAAAAAGUCACGGUAGAUAUUACACUAAAAAGUCACCCAAUAACCUAAUUAUGAUCAACUUGCAAUCUAUAACUGUGUCCUCG